Archocentrus centrarchus (flier cichlid) is the source of this 660-nucleotide messenger RNA. Its product is annotated as guanine nucleotide-binding protein G(I)/G(S)/G(O) subunit gamma-5. Bases 145 to 351 code for a protein of 68 amino acids. Gene Ontology annotation, molecular function: G-protein beta-subunit binding. NCBI's taxonomy places the organism in Eukaryota, Metazoa, Chordata, Actinopteri, Cichliformes, Cichlidae. The transcript has 3 exons. The record is from RefSeq and is a predicted model, not a curated record. Gene Ontology annotation, biological process: G protein-coupled receptor signaling pathway. Gene Ontology annotation, cellular component: heterotrimeric G-protein complex.
AAGGCAGCAGCACUUGACACGCCUUUGAACAAAACCGGAAGUUCGUUGUUGAUCAAGUAGUUAGCAAGCUAGCAACAACGACUUUGUUUUUAUAUUAAAGUUUUUUAAUUCGUCGCUUAAAGCCUAAAAGCUUUCCGCACAAUAAUGUCUGGAUCGUCCAACAUAGUAGCGAUGAAGAAAAUUGUCCAACAGUUACGCCUUGAAGCUGGCAUAAACAGAGUGAAGGUGUCUCAGGCCGCAGCGGAUCUGCAGCAGUUUUGUCUCCAGAACGCCCAACAGGAUCCUCUGCUCACCGGCAUGUCGUCCAGCAACAACCCGUUCAGACCGCAGAAAGUCUGUUCCUUCCUAUAGCACCGAAAGGCCGCCUGUGUGUUGGACAUCGUGGUGCUUCAUGGAAGGGGGGGCUGCAGGAUCCUGCAUUGUGGACUGGAACCGACUCAGGAGCGUUAGGGAAUUUGGGCCAAACGACUGACUUUUUUUUUGUUUUAACCUUUUUUUUUUUAAACCUUCAAAUUUAAUACGGAAACAUUUCCAAGUGGUUUUUAGCACAAAUGUGUCUUAAGCUAUUUGCCUAGAACUAAUCUUUACUAACACACGUGCCUUUUGAAAUGUAUAUUUUUCAUGCCUGAUCAAAAAUAAAUGGUAUUUACACACCUUAAA